This is a messenger RNA of Gastrolobium bilobum, 483 nucleotides long. RefSeq names its product CASP-like protein 1C1. Lineage: Eukaryota; Viridiplantae; Streptophyta; Magnoliopsida; Fabales; Fabaceae. The transcript has 3 exons. The record is from RefSeq and is a predicted model, not a curated record. Bases 1 to 483 code for a protein of 160 amino acids.
AUGACCAAGACCAAGAUAGUCCUCACCCUUUUCCUAAGAUUACUAGCCUUUGGAGCAACUAUAGCAGCAACUGUUGUUAUGGUUACAACCCAUGACUCUGCUGAGGUCCUCAACUUAACCUUCACUGCAAAAUAUAGCAACCAGCCAGCAUUCGUUUAUUUUGUGAUAGCAGAAGCCAUAGCAAGUGGAUACAGCCUUAUUGUUCUCUUCACAUGUUACCAUAAUUCACUUUGGCGUUUGGUGUUAAUCUUAGAUGCGGGGAUAGCAAUGUUACUCUCUUCAAGCGUUUCAGCAGCACUUGCAAUAGCUCAGGUGGGCAAGAAAGGCAAUAGUCAUGCCGGUUGGUUACCCAUUUGCGGACAAGUUCCUAAAUAUUGUGACCAUGUCUCUGGAGCUCUCCUUGCAAGUUUCGCUGCAGCUAUAAUAUACUUUGUACUUAUAUUUUCUUCUCUUUACUCUCUACAGAACCCCCUCUUCAUGUAA